AUGGGAGGGUUGCCGGAUUACCGGACCUCGUCACCACUUAUCGCCUUCAGCAAGGUGACCAUCGACUUUGCCGGUCCAUUUCUGACGCGCCAGGGACGAGGCAAGGUGCAGCAGAAGCGGUAUAUCUGCGUAUUCUCGUGCCUGCUGACCAGAGCGGUACAUCUGGAGCCCGUCAACUCGCUCGACACAGAUGGGUUCCUGAUGGCGAUGACCCGAUUCUGCAAGAGGCGUGGAACCCCGGAGUUCAUAGUGACAGACAGCGGGUCGAACUCCACCGCCGCAGAGCGACAGCUGCGCGAAGCCACCUGCACGAUAGAUCAAGACCGCCUAACCACCCACUCCGAGCUGCGAGAUGUACAGUGGCAUUUCAACCCACCGAGAACGCCCCACUUCGGUGGUGUAGUAGAAACGAUGGUCAAGGCAGUCAAACGCGCACUCUGGCAUGUGCUGCACCAGGCUGGCCUCACGGAUGAGGAGUUCUCAACAGCGCUGGUACAUGCCGAGGCAAUGCUGAAUUCCCGUCCCCUUACCACCGUAUCAUCUGACAGCGACGAUCCAGAAGCGUUGACGCCAAACCACUUCCUGAUGGGACGCGCGGCUGCAGUCACACACCUCGAGGCGGAGACAGAGGAUCUGGAGAAGGUCCACCCCAGACGGCGCUGGCUGUUUCUACAAGUGCUGACAAGGCAAGUUUGGAAGAGGUGGCUGCGCGAGAUGGUCCCGGCGCUAAACGUCCGGUCCAAGUGGUACAGGAAGGCAAAAGACGUCGAGGAGGGUGAGGUCUUCCUUGUCAUGGAUGAGAGUACUCCGCGCGCGACAUGGCCUCUGGGACGCGUCACAGCCACAUACCCAGGGCAAGAUGGUGUCGUCCGUGCAGUCAACGUGAAGAUCAAAGGCAAGGAGUAUCGACGAUCAGUUCAUCGCCUCAUCCCACUGGAGGUAACAGAGGGUGAGGUGGAGCUCGACUCCGAGAACUGCCCAGCCACAGCCAACGUCAAUGUGGACAAUGUCACCAGCUGA
Molecule: messenger RNA, 1020 nt
Organism: Sycon ciliatum
Lineage: Eukaryota; Metazoa; Porifera; Calcarea; Leucosolenida; Sycettidae
Exons: 1
Coding region: 1-1020 (339 amino acids)
Biological process (GO): DNA integration
Molecular function (GO): nucleic acid binding
Source: RefSeq, a predicted model, not a curated record